This is a messenger RNA of Mesorhabditis belari, 963 nucleotides long. Lineage: Eukaryota; Metazoa; Nematoda; Chromadorea; Rhabditida; Rhabditidae. The record is from the annotation of a GenBank genome assembly.
AUGCCUUCAACCAAGAAGGUGGCUUCUGUCCGCUCUCGUGGUCGUGCUGCUCGCUCAAGGCCUUCUUCCGUGUCAAGUGCCGGUUCUAUUCGUUCUCGUUCGGGUCGUUCGCGCACUCCAGCUGCCCCAAGAGCUUCGAUCUUCAACUACCUUGCUGACCCUCAUCAUCAAGCCCUUCGAGCUCGCCGUAUUGAUAAGAGACGUCAACGUCGCGUGGACAAGAAAUCGCUUCCUUCUGUUGCGAUCAACCAAGUACCCUCAAGCCCUUCGGGAUCUCAGAAUUCUGGAAGUCUCUCGGAUCUUUCUGCAACCACUCCAUCCACUGCCGGUGGUCAAAGCUCUCGUUCGGCUUCAGUGGUGACGGCUACCCGUUCCAAAGUCAAGCGCGCAUCUCGUUCUCGCUCUCGUUCGCGUUCAACUCGUGGUCGCUCCGCAUCGGGCCCCUCCCGUUCCAACAAGAAGCGUGUGGCAAAACGCGGACGCUCGACUGCGUUAGCCCUGCCAUAUGAUGAGUAUGAUAUCAUGAUCACAGAUAUAGAUGAAAACGAGUUAAAGGAGAUUGGCCAAGAAGAAAAAAUCGAGCAUUUGGGUCCCGGAACAUUCAAGACCCCCCCGUUCCCAGUCAAGGGCAAAAUACAUGCAACCGUGCUAAAGGAUACCCGCUUCAAAAUGGCAAUACAGGACCGAAACAGCUGCAUUAUGUGUCAAGGCUCACCUGAUGCACAUAAAGAGGUCAAUAUUUUGGGUAUGGACGCGAUGAAAGCUUGGAAAGUCUCGGCGAUUGAAAGUCUCGAUUGGGAUCAAAAAACUUUCCUUCUCUCGAAAUCACUUCCUUCUGGUGCGAUCAACCAAAUGCCCUCAAGCCCUUCGGGAUCUCAGAAUUCUGGAAGUCUCUCGGAUCUUUCUGCAACUUCUCCAUCCUCUGCCGGUGGUCAAAGCUCAGUGAAGAAGCCUCGCUUGCAA